CGGAAACCAGGUAUGGCGUUCGGGGCCUGGGAUCCUGGGCAAUACAGUUGUGUGCUCACUGGGCGAAGAAGCUGACUUAGGGCGGGGAAAGGAGGGAGCCAGGCUGGACCCCUCCUCGCAGCUCUCCUCACAGUUGCCCUCUAGUCCCGGCGCGGUGCUGCUUCCCUGGGGACUGGCCUAUCCUUGGCCAAUGCGCUGGGUCCUUAUUGCCUGUUGGGCCCCUAGUGCGAGUCAGUCCCGCCAGAGACCCUUGACGGGCCUUCUGUUUUACUCCGGGCUCCGGCCUCAUGAGGCGAGAGAAUAGCGCCAUUUUGCGGUACGGAAGCUACACGGCAACACGUAUAGGAGCCUCUCCCCGAGAUCGUCUAGGGAGUGACCCGUCUAUUUUUGUUUGGGAAGAGGAAACUCCGAAAUGGGAUCACGGAAGACUUAAAGGGCCAGGUCCCUGAGGCUCUGGUUGCUACAGAGUCACCAGGAGCUUGGCUUGCUUGUCGCAUCCUUCCCUUGCCUGGUAUCAUUUUCUCAGUUCUCCCAAAAGCCAUGUCCCAGCCCUUCCUCAUCACCUUCACCCCAGCCACUGACCCCAGCGAUCUCUGGAAGGAUGGGCAGCAGCAGCCACAGCCCGAGGAGCCAGAGUCCACCCUGGAUGGAGCUGCAGCCCGAGCUUUCUAUGAGGCCCUUAUUGGGGAUGAGAGCUGCGUUCCUGACUCCCAAAGAUCUCAGACUGAACCUGCCAGAGAAAGAAAGAGAAAGAAAAGAAGAAUCAUGGGGGCAGCUGCAGCAGAAGCAGUGGCAGAAGGAGUAUCAGGAAGAUAUGGACAAGGGAGAUCCCUUGAGGCUGAGGAUAAGAUGACUCACCGGAUACUGAGGGCAGCCCAGGAGGGGGACCUGGCAGAACUUAGGAGACUGCUGGAGCCCCAUGAGGCAGGAGGAGCUGGGGGGAAUAUCAAUGCUCGGGAUGCCUUCUGGUGGACCCCACUGAUGUGCGCUGCUCGAGCGGGCCAGGGGGCAGCUGUGAGCUAUCUCCUGGGCCGUGGGGCUGCCUGGGUGGGGGUCUGUGAGCUGGGUGGCAGGGAUGCGGCUCAGCUCGCUGAAGAAGCUGGCUUUCCUGAGGUGGCCCGCAUGGUCAGGGAAAGCCAUGGAGAGACAAGGAGCCCAGAGAACCGGUCUCCUACUCCCUCCCUCCAGUACUGCGAGACCUGUGACACCCACUUCCAAGAUUCCAACCACCGCACAUCCACUGCUCACCUGCUGUCACUGUCCCAGGGUCCUCAGCCUUCCAGCCUUCCACUUGGGGUGCCCAUCUCCAGCCCGGGCUUCAAACUCCUACUGAGGGGGGGCUGGGAGCCAGGAAUGGGACUGGGACCCCGGGGUGAGGGCCGUGCCAACCCCAUCCCCACUGUCCUCAAGAGGGACCAGGAGGGACUAGGCUACAGAUCAGCACCCCAGCCCCGAGUAACACAUUUCCCAGCUUGGGAUACCCGAGCUGUGGCUGGGAGGGAGAGAGCCCCUCAGGUGGCCACGCUGAGCCGGAAGAAGGAGAGAAGGAGGGAGGAGAAAGACAGGGCUUGGGAGCGGGAUCUAAGGACUUACAUGAACCUUGAGUUCUGACUUUGGUAAAAUCUGACCCCGGUCUGCUGCUGAAGUCUGAACUUGGGCCUCUGACCUGGGCCCUUUGACUUCCCCUUCCUGGGAUCUGCCCAGGUGCAGAUCCUCAGUUUUUGGUCAGUGGACUCUGUAAGAGACGGGCUGAGAGUGAUAAAUAAAUCAACCUUUUGUGGUUUAUUCA
Molecule: messenger RNA, 1789 nt
Organism: Macaca mulatta (Rhesus monkey)
Lineage: Eukaryota; Metazoa; Chordata; Mammalia; Primates; Cercopithecidae
Gene: GPANK1
Product: G-patch domain and ankyrin repeats 1
Molecular function (GO): protein binding; nucleic acid binding
Source: RefSeq, a predicted model, not a curated record